This is a messenger RNA of Durio zibethinus, 1152 nucleotides long. Its product is annotated as cullin-1-like. NCBI's taxonomy places the organism in Eukaryota, Viridiplantae, Streptophyta, Magnoliopsida, Malvales, Malvaceae. The record is from RefSeq and is a predicted model, not a curated record. Gene Ontology annotation, biological process: ubiquitin-dependent protein catabolic process. Gene Ontology annotation, molecular function: ubiquitin protein ligase binding.
AUAAGUUGCCAAGCAGUGCAAAGAUCUCCCAAACUAUCAUAAAUAUUUCUGUCUUUUGUUGGAAAUUCAUGAAAGAGAACUUUCAUUAUGUGAUCAACUUGUCAAGAACCGUGCACGGAACGUUCAAAUGAGGAAUUACCAAAGAAACUUCCAUCAAUGUCUUGGCAAGAAAAUUCAAAGUCUUGAGUCAAUGCUUGUCAUUAUCUAUAAUAAUUAAACCAUCUUCUUAUAAAACUGGUUUUACAAACUUUCUUCACCUCAGCUUCAUUUCCUUCUACCUUCAACCUUCAGAAAAUCAUGGCAAGUACUGAAGAACAUCAAAACUUGAUCAAGGUUGAAGAAGGAUGGCCGGUUCUUCAAAAGGGAGUAGACAAACUGAUUAAGAUAAUAGAAGGUGAUAAAAAUCAAAGUUUCUCGUCUGAAGAUUACAUGCUUUACUACACAACUGUGUAUAACAUGUGUAAUCCAAACCCUUCCGGUGGUAUUUGUCAGGUAUUAUAUGAGAAGUAUAACAACAUUUUUGAAGAGCACAUCACUAGCAAAGUUUUGCCAUCUUUGCAAGGAAAGAAAGAUGAAGCUCUGCUACAAGAAUUAGUGAAAAGAUGGUCAAAUCACAAAACUAUGACCAGAUGGCUUUGCAGAUUCUUUCAUUAUCUGGAUAGAUGCUUUGUUCCCAUGAGGAAGGUUCCUCCACUCCAAGAACUUGGCCUUUUGUCUUUCUAUAAUUUGAUACUUGGAGAAAUGAACAAUCAAAUCAGAGAUGCUAUAAAGUGUAUGAUUGAUUGGGAGCGUGAAGGAGAAGACAUUGAUCAGGCCCUGAUAAAGAAUGUUACAGCUAUAUAUGUUGAUGUUGGACAAGGAUCAAUGAAAUACUAUGAAAAAGAUUUUGAAGAAACCAUGUUUAAAGAUACUGCCGCAUUCUAUUCCACCAAGGCCUCUAACUGGUUAAAAAAUGAAUCUUACAAGGAUUACAUGCUUAAGGUUGAAUGCUGCUUGAAACACGAAAGAGACACAGUUUCUUGCUAUCUGCAGAACAGAAGCCAAAAGAAGCUACUCGAGAUUGUAGAAUAUGAAUUGCUAUCUGUGCAUGCAACUGAAUUGCAAGAGAAGAACAGCCUGACGCAUCUCCACUGACAGAAAAACAAAUCUGAU